Molecule: messenger RNA, 1890 nt
Organism: Plasmopara halstedii
Lineage: Eukaryota; Oomycota; Peronosporomycetes; Peronosporales; Peronosporaceae
Product: bzip transcription
Exons: 2
Coding region: 1-1890 (629 amino acids)
Biological process (GO): regulation of DNA-templated transcription
Molecular function (GO): DNA-binding transcription factor activity
Source: RefSeq, a predicted model, not a curated record
AUGCGCCGACCAACCCCAGUGUUCAAAAAGGAAAAGGAGUCGGACAAGGCAAGCCACCCAACCAAGUUAGCAGGAUCUUUAUUGUAUUUAGAACAAACAAGAACACUGCCGUACUCACCACAAAGAGAACGCACGAAGAUGACCGAUUUCAUUCGCACUAUAUGGCACAACUCCGCUACGCAACCGCGUAAGUCUGCUACUGAAAAUAAGCAAACUGUGGACCAGAUCCGAUUACCGACUUCAACAGCAACUACUUUGCCUGGAGGGCUAGACAUACAUCAGCGUAUUAAACUAGAGCCACCAGCCUCCCCUUGCAUGUCUUCGUCCGCGUCUGAUUCCGACUCAAGUAAGGCUCAGCGCAUGGCUCGCGUGAAUGCACGUCGUGAUAAGCGGAAGCCACUAGAUACUGACGUGGGGCACGGUACGACAAGCAAGAAACUUAAAACUGAAGCUGCUUUAGACCCUAGCGGCGAGGAGCGACUGCGUGCUAUGGAAGCGCAGCUUGAGCACUUGGAUCCAGACUCUAAGGAGGCUAAAAAGAAACGUCGUCUUAUUCGCAACCGCAUGUCAGCGCAACUUCAUCGCGAGCGUAAGAAAGCAUACGUAGGUCAGCUGGAAGAUCAGCUGCAAGCGAAGGAAAAAGAGUUAAAAGCUCUUCAAGAGCAACUGGCAGCCAUGGCCGUUGAAAGCCAGCAACUAAAGCAACAGCUUAGUCGCAAAGAACGUAGUUUUAAUCACGAGCUACAGAUAAAGACUGAACCUGUGCUUCUUGAGAAAGCACCAAUGGUGGCGGAGGAGACUGCAGUGGAUUGGGCGGCGUGUUUAGAAGACAUGGAUGAAGCCAUGGUGGGCGAAGAUUUACUUUGCGAUUUGGAUGAGUCCCCUUUGACUGCGUAUGGUCUAAGCUCUAUUAGCGAAGACCCUGUGGCGACUGCACUGGCUGAAGAAGAGCAGCGUCAGAGAGUGGACGCGCAAACACAAUCACAUCAUGAAAUUCACGCUGCAAAAAAGAACCUGGCUAUGGUUAUGGCCAUGAUGUUCUCUGUUACGUUUUGUGGUCAUAACAAGUCGAUUGCUACCGUCGCUGAUGGUAGCAACUUUUCGUCCAUGUUUCAUGCUGUACCAGUGAAAGAAUUGUCACAAAUGAGUAUUGCAUCUCGCAUCGUAGCCUGUCUUGAGAAAACGUCUUGGGAGGAUUUUCAAGAUGUAUCAUCCUGGACGGCCUCGGCUGCCAGUGCUGUUGCUGCAGCAGUGGCCGUGAAUGCGGAUAAAAAGUCGCGUGCUCGCCAAGCGACUUCGCCGUCGGCUGCUUCGGACGUUACGGACUCUGGAUCGUGUACGACUCCCAAGCAACUAGAGGAAGGUGACCGAAAUUUUGAGACGGAUUUAAUUGAAAAGUUUGUCUACCCGGUCGACGAACCAUUUGCUCCUGCUCUUGCAGAUGCAACCUGGUUUGGCGCGGAUAGUGAUGACUUUGGUCAUAGUGACGCUGAAAAUGACGACGAACAAGUCAAGACGACGGUCAAGCCUGUGCCAAUGACGUCGCGCCUUUAUGAAAAGCUCACGAAGUUGUGGAAGGAGAAAAAUCAGGUGUUGAUGACGGUGUUAAAUGGCAAGAAUGAGGUGACUCGACGCUCUGUAGCGGAUAUGAGUACGAUCCGCAAGGGUAUGACCACGGGCGCUCUCUUUCCAAUUACUGCUGCUAAUGUUGCGGCAUCGUCUAAAAAUUUGCCAUUGAAGAAGCACGACCGCUCGGUCACUUUCCUGUACCCGUUGAGCGCUUUUUCUGAAGACGAACGCUCGGCCGCCUUUCCCCAUACCGCAUCGUCGGACCACGUAUUUCUUGAAGUGUCAUGCCAGAUCAAUGGCGCAGCGCACGCUGUCCAAUAG